CCGCCCACUCGUUCCAUUUCCCCAGCUCCGUCCGGGAGCAGCCACAAAGCCAGGCGGGUGCUGGGCUGCCCACAUGUUCUGCGCUCAGGCAAAAUUGGGGCAUCCUCCAUGAACCUGCUCAUGUGUCUCUGUGUCCAUCACGCUCCUGGCAUCACCUCCCCUAGCCACUGCCUCCUCCUCUUCCUCCUCCUCACGCUGGACUUUUUUAUUAUUAUUCCUAGGAUGACUGUAUAUAAUGGGCAAUGUCCAAUCAGAAGUCACACAAGAAUCAGAGACUGCCAAAGACGGGGAGGAGAAAGGCAACCCGGACAGGAGCAAGCCAGACCGGGGUGCGAGCGGCGCUAAGCAUGAAUUGGGGAGCCGCCCCCCGGGUCUCCAGGCCCCUGAGCAGAAAGCUACCAGUCAGCUGCUGAGCACCGAGCCAGGGGCAGGGGACAGGCCGGCGGGGGCUGCUGCGGAGAUGGGGAAGAAUCAUUCCAAGAAAUCGAAGCUGAAGCUCUCCUCCAUGUGGGCGCAGAACACAGCCAGUGGCGGGAUAAAAGAGGCCAGUCUCUGCGACAAGGACCCAGGGGCGGAGAAGCGGGGGCUGGCUUGCCUGAGCAGGGCGGACCUCCAGAGUAGGCCGAGCUCGGCGCCCGCCCCGCCAGAGGACCCCAAGGGGCCGAAAGCGUCUCUGAGGCCUCCCCCAGCGCUGCCCUCUGACCCCAGGGACUUGGGCGCCAAGCGAGCACCGGCAAAGGGGAAGGGUAAGCCAGAGAACGUGCCUCAGGCCAGGGGCAUGGGCGGCCUCCUGCUACAGCCCAAGAAGCUGGUGGAGCUGGGCCCGGCUGCUGAGGCGCCCCCGGACGUGGCGGAAAUGGAGGUCUGCUGGACCCAGCACAUCAAAGCCAGCGCCAAGGAGCAUUUUGAAAACAAGGGGCGGGUGCUGGAGUCGGCUCCCUCGGCCAAGAAGCAGCCAGCGGGCCCGGCGCACGGCGCCGAACCUCUGAGGGGGGCCGAGGAUGUGGCGGUGGCCGCGGCGGCAGGGCCUUGGCCUCUGAAUGAGAAAAGCGCCAGCCGCUCAGCUGUGUCCAGCUGUGUGGCUCCACCUGGAGGGAAGAAGGCUCUUCUGUCGUGGGGGUCUGGGCAGAAGGAGAAAGAGAGUCCCGGACAGCGGGACAGCGCCCCUGGCAGCGACGGAGACUCCCGGGGCCUGGCCCUUGCCUCCCAGUUGCCUGCGGAUUGCUCUGAGACACCGGGCAGCCCCGGGGAGAAGGCCCAAGGCUCAGGGAGCGAGGCGAAGGCCGGGGCAAAGGGCGAGAACCUGGGGGCAGAAGGGGUCAACUCGGAGACCAUGCAGGAGCUGCUGGAGAAAGGCCUCAACUUCCUGUACAAAGUGACCAUCCAGCCAGGGCAGUGGCCGCCCAGCAUCAAGGCAGUCAAGCAAAAAGCGGGCGUCAUUUCCUCCGGCAUCUCCUACGCUGACGUCCUCAAGCAGUGCCCUCAGAAGAAGGCGCCUGCUGGCACUGCCCCGGCGCUGCCGAAAGCCCUGCACCACCUCACCGCGGCGGGCAAGAAGCUGCCGUCCUUCAAAGGGCUGGAGAGGAGCAACCCGGAGGACUUCUCCUCGCUCAGCCAGCUGUUCCUGGAGCACUUCAAGAAGGUCACCCCCAAAGAGCCCGCUGCCCCCCACGCCCCCAGCCAGCAAGUGGUCACCUUCUUUGAGGAGCUGUCCACCGGCAACACCAAGCGGCCGGAGUGGCAAAGGCCCCGGCCGCCCACUCCCUACCCCCAGCGCCGCAAAGGGCAGGGCCGGAAGCUGCCCAAGUUUGGGACGGCCGUGUCCCAGGUCGUGGCCUUCCUGGGGAGCGACCCCAAGUGCGAUUGGUUUGUUCACGACGACGGCCAGGUGUCUCUGGAUGAGGCCGCGGCGGGAGCUGAAGACGGGGGCAAGGACUGCGACGACCCACCCAGCCCUGGCGAGAAAGGGGCCGAGGUGAUGGGCUCCCCUCAGCCUGUUGUGGCUCUCUUGGCGGAGCACGAAGCACCUGGGGAGGCUGACGAGGCUGCCCAGAGGUCGCGCAGAAGGCCUCAGGGCCUGGAAGGGGUCACCAAGGAAACGGGCCCAGCGAAGCCACCGGCCUGUAAUGCUGUCCGGGGCGGCCAUUCUCCGCUGGCCGUUCCUCCGUUCCCCCAAAAGGAAGACCAGCCCCCGGCGUCCCUGCUAGGCCCAAGGCCUUGCUCUCCCGGGGAGGUGCUGGAGGCCCCCAGUCCAGCCGCCUCUGCCCGGUGCACCCCCGUGAGACUGAUUCCCGACCAGAAGGUGCCGGCUGCGGCCCAGGCGAGGCCCAAGAUCCGGAAACAAGGCCCGUCUGCCGCAAAGUCGAAAGAGAAACUCAAAACUUCAGGGCAGCCGAAAGUGAAAGCGCCCAAGGGGAAGGGGCAGAAGCAGUGGCCCCGAGGCUACGGGAUGAGCUCCCUGCGGCUAGAGGGUGUCCCCCUCUUCCCGCCUUUCGAAAACGUCGCCAGGCCGUUUUAUUUUGGCGAGCCUUUGGAAACGCCCCCUCCCCUGGAGAAACCCGCCAGCAUUGACGAGGAUGCAGCUUCCGCCCCGACUGGUCCAGACCCUGGCGGAGAGGCGAACGGAUCCCCCCCGCACCACCACUGGCCGGCUUUCCAGGUGGCAGAAUCAUGUUCCAGGAAGUGCUACUGCAAACACCAGGAGCAGAGGAAACUGCCCCAGAACAUCGUAACUUGGCUCAAUCCUUCCACCAACCAUCUGACCGAACCACCCUGGGUCGCCACCGCCAUGCUGGCCGUCUCGCUUGUUGCCGGGACCAAGUUCUGCCUGGACUCUUACGAACAGCAGCACAUUGCCAAUGAGGACUGAACCCCCUUCCCCAGGCUUCUGCAAAAAAUAAACCCUGUACAUCACACCAGCUUGGCCUGUGGCUUCGUUUCGUGCGGCGGGGGUCCCUGCAGUCUGCCGGGACUUCUCCUCGAGAACUGAAAUUGGAAUCAAACGGGUUUCCAGUUCUGCAGAUGGGUUUGGAAACGGGCCACUUUAGAGCUCUGGGGAUUGUUGGGUAGAUAGCACCUGUGCGUACGAGCCCAGCAGAGGCAGCGAAAGUCAUAUGGCUGGCAUACAACAGAGACCAGAAAGAAUGGGGAUCUGUCCAUUACUGUGCCCAGGCAAGAGGAUGACAAGUCCCUAUGAAUCACCUCUGGAACGCCAUGGGCUGCCAGCCCUGUGGAUUCUAUUGGUUCUCCUAGAACUGUUACCAGCUGCAGGGAGUUCUGGGCCAACUAUGAUAAGUACCAGAGGUGGCCUUCCAGGUGUUGUGACUCCCAGCUCCCAUCUUCCCUGCCCACUGGUCCUGGUGGCUGGGGCUUUUAGGAGCUGGAGGUCAACAAAAUUUGGAGGGUCUCCCACUCCUCAUAUAUGCCAACAAUCUGGUCAGUGUGGAUGUCCCAAGGUGGGCUGUCCUAACUUUUUGAUAUCAGUGUGGGUGCUCAGGGAUUCACUGGUACAUGUAAAGUUGUACCCAGGGCAGGUCAAAAGCACAAGCUUUUCUGAUGGUCCACACAGCUCAUGCUGGCAGGCCACACCUGCUAAGGCCGGCUAUAAAGCAGUGUUUCCCCAACUUGGGUCUCCAGCUGCUUUUGGACUACAA
Messenger RNA from Podarcis muralis (Common wall lizard), 3653 nucleotides. RefSeq names its product gametogenetin (gene GGN). NCBI's taxonomy places the organism in Eukaryota, Metazoa, Chordata, Lepidosauria, Squamata, Lacertidae. Gene Ontology annotation, biological process: double-strand break repair; gamete generation. The record is from RefSeq and is a predicted model, not a curated record. Gene Ontology annotation, molecular function: ubiquitin protein ligase binding.